This is a messenger RNA of Oryza brachyantha (malo sina), 2010 nucleotides long. RefSeq lists its product as uncharacterized. Gene Ontology annotation, molecular function: protein binding. NCBI's taxonomy places the organism in Eukaryota, Viridiplantae, Streptophyta, Magnoliopsida, Poales, Poaceae. The record is from RefSeq and is a predicted model, not a curated record. Bases 51 to 1157 code for a protein of 368 amino acids. The transcript has 2 exons.
CAAACGGAACGGCCAGCCAAACCAAACCCAACACGACGCCGUCGAGCAGCAUGAAUCCGCCGCAGCCGGAGCGCCGCCGCGGCGGCCCGCCGUCGGACCCGAACGACGACGUGCUCGGUGAAAUCUUCCUCCGCAUCCCGCCGGACGACCCCGCGGUCCUCGUCCGCCUCUCCGCCGUCUGCAGCCGGUGGCGCCGCCUCCUCACCGACCCCGACUUCCUCCGCUCCUACCGCGCCCUCCACGGACCGCCUCCGAUCCUAGGCUUCUUCUGCGAACCGAACGUAUGCUCUGGAUUCAUCCCCACCACCGCCUUCCGCCUGAUCGUUCCCAGCCGCUUCGUGCGCUGGUUGCCGUGUGACUGCCGCCACGGCCGCGCCCUGUUCAUCCACGUGCCCGCAUCAUCCCAACUACUCGCAUGGGACCCCAUGACCGGCGCAGAGCGGCUACUGCGUGUGCCAGAGAUCUGGAGUUACAUGUCCUGGAGCGCGUCCGUGUUCUGCGCGGUGGACGGCUGCAAUCAUCUCAACUGCCACGGCGGCCCCUUCCGCGUCGCGUUGGUCGGCACCGAUUUCUGGAAACCCACGAUUGCCGCCGUCUACUCGUCGGAGACUGAUGCGUGGAGCGAUCCGACCUACAUUGGUCCCCCGAAUUUCAUUUUCAUGCCGAGAACACCAAGCGUCCUCGUGGGGAACACGCUGUACGUCCUCUGCGGCAGGAACAGUAUCCUGGAGUUCGACAUGGCCAGGAUGAGGUUAGCGAGGAUCCCCACGCCGUUCAUGCACAAUAUGGACUGGGGCGAAACUUGCCUCGUGACGGCGGACGGUGGCGGGCUGGGGUUCGCCGCCAUCGAGGGCCAGUCCAGACUCCACCUGUGGUCCAAGGAGGAGGCCACGGAUCGAUGGAACCACUCCGCAGUCAAGGAUCUCGAGACGCUGCUGCCCCGCCAUGCAAUCUCCUCGAGUAUUGAGUUGAUUGGCUUCGCCAACAGCGUCCGUGUCAUCGUCGUCAAGACGCUUGCUGGCGUCUUCACCGUUGAGCUGGGAUCAUCUGAACGAGCCAAGAUGGUGACAACGAGAAGUGAGAUCGUUGCUGCUUUUCCGUUCAUGAGCUUCUGCACUCCAGAUCAUUCUAGAGCCAGAUUGCCACCGCCAGGAUGAUCCUGCCGCUUACAGCCUUACAGGAACCUGCUGCUGUUGGCUUCCUGCAGAGCUGAUGCUUGAAGUUCUUUCUCCUGAUGCGCAAUUUAUGCAAAGAAGAAAGUUCACUAAUGGUGAUCAAUUUAGUUAGUUUUUUCCUGUUUUGUAGUCAUACUGAGAGAUGGGCUAAGUAAUGAUGGUCAUCUGAGUAGGUCUUAGAAAAGAGUGAGACUUGUUAGUUAGCUACCUUGUCUCUUCUGGAUGAUAAUGUUUCAUGUUUGUAAUCUCCAUAUAUGAUAGCUGGGUCAAGUUUUAUUUGGCUGAGUAGCCAAGUACAUGCAAGCAAGACAAAUUGCAUCCCGGUUUUUGAACUGUGGUAAUUAGAGAGAUAAAAGAAUUGUCACUCAGUGACCCACAAAAGAAAAGGAGAUUCUGAUCAUGUAUUGGGAAUUUAUAGGGCAUGCUGUUCAUCAGAUAUCUAUCUGAAACCGUGCAUCCUGUGGGAUUUGCACGUCUUCCAACGAAUAUCAACAUUGCAAGUUUGCAAAACAAACUGCUGGAGUGUUGGGGGAGAUCAUCAACCGAAUGAGAGCUAUGUUUUAUUUUGUUUAUAGGAGGCAUGAUACUUCAAUUUGCAGUCAAUCGGCAAGCACAACCAGAUAAUUCAGGGGCUGAAGAAUUCAGGUCAAGUUACAUCUAACAAUUUCAGGCUGGAUACAGAUGAAUUCACGCCAUGAUGGUUACAAGUUCUUGCCAAAUGGUAGAUGCUCAAGACUUCGGAGAACUGCAGAGCAACUGUAGAAUAUGCAAUCGGAUCUCUUCUGUCAUGGCUUGAAACUUUCUGUCUAUAAAAUGAGUGAAACUCUAACGGUUC